This is a messenger RNA of Teleopsis dalmanni, 1824 nucleotides long. RefSeq lists its product as uncharacterized. Gene Ontology annotation, molecular function: nucleic acid binding. The transcript has a single exon. The record is from RefSeq and is a predicted model, not a curated record. The coding region runs from base 1 to 1824 and encodes 607 amino acids. Gene Ontology annotation, biological process: DNA integration. Lineage: Eukaryota; Metazoa; Arthropoda; Insecta; Diptera; Diopsidae.
AUGCAUUCGGCCACACUGUGUGCCUUCGUAGGCAAUAGAGUUUCUGAGAUUCAAGACCUCACCGCAGGUUCACAUUGGAGAUAUGUCCACACAAAUUGUAAUCCAGCAGACAUUGUGUCAAGAGGCAGCACUGUUAAGGAUCUCACUAAUUCUAUUUGGUUUAAAGGACCUUCAUUUCUUCGUCAAGAGAUGUAUAAGUGGCCUGCAAACAAGAACGACAACUUGGAUUUUGAAGAAGUUAAUAAGGAAAAACGAAAAGCAGCAUUCAAGGUAACUGUAUCAACCAAUUAUGUCAUAGAUAUUAUUGAUAAGUAUAGCUCACAUACAACGGCUGUUCGUGUACUGGCUUGGUUGUUUCGUUGGUAUCAUCAUUAUAAGAAGAAGUUCAACCGCAAUGUCUUUACAGAAGUUCUUACUCAUGAAGAAUUAGACCACGCCUUCCGAUGCAUCAUUUCAAAUAUACAAGCUCAGUACUUUGCUGAAGAUAUUUAUUUAUUGAAUCCAGGAUCUAUAACAAAAGGUUCAUUAAAAUACCUCAACCCAUUUAUUGAAGAUACCGGUGGGUAUAAGCUGAUAAAGGUUGGUGGACGAUUAGAAUUGGCUGAUCUUGCAAAAGAAUGUAAACAUCCUAUCCUGCUGCCUAGCAAAUCUGAAUUCGUCAUACGUUAUGUUCGUUACUUGCAUCGUAAGAAUUAUCAUGCUGGACCUAAGGCACUAGUGGCACUCAAUCGUUUAGAGUUUUGGAUUAUAAACGCCAGAGAGCUUGCUCGAAGAGUAGUCAGGCAAUGUGUUCACUGCGUGCAUUAUAAGCCAAAACUAUUGCAACAGAUGAUGGGCAAUUUACCGGUAGAACGUCUCACACCGUCACGGCCGUUUGCGCGCUGUGGUAUAGAUUUUUGUGGACCAUUCAACACGUAUUUACGUAUAAGAGGGAAGCCUCCAUACAAAACUUAUAUCGCCAUUUUUAUUUGUAUGGCAACAAAAGCAGUACACAUCGAAGUUGUAUCAAGUUUGUCAACAGACGCGUUCAUUGCAGCAUUAAAAAGAAUGAUUGGCAGGAGAGGCUUACCAAGUGAUAUAUUUUGCGAUAACGCAACCAAUUUUGUUGGGGCUUCGAAUCAAUUGACAGAACUAAAGUCAUUCUUGUUUAAUAAAAUAACCCAAUCGUCUAUCAUUCAGUACUGCGCGUCUGAAUUUAUUAAUUUUCACUUUAUUCCGCCCAGGGCACCUCGUUUUGGCGGUCUUUGGGAGGCUGCAGUUAAAUCCGCAAAAGGGCACUUAUAUAGAAGUUUGAUGACUACUAAGUUAACAUUUGAGGAGUUGUCAACAGUAACAACCGAGAUAGAAGCUAUUCUCAACUCUCGACCAUUGACACCACUUUUGCCGGAUCCUAGCGACUACGAAGCAUUGACUCCUGCUCAUUUUUUGAUUAGGUGCUCUUUAAAGGCGUUGCCGGAGUGGACGGAAUUUGCUAAUACUAACAUGCUCGACAAGUGGUCCCUCAUCAUCGGUUUGAAACAAUCAUUUUGGAAGCGGUGGUCUCAUGAAUACAUAAAUGAGCUACAGAUGCGCACAAAAUGGACCUGUGAAAUACCAAAUAUCAUGCCCAAUGCAAUGGUGUUAAUUCAUGAAGACAAUGUGCCUCCACUACAUUGGCAACUCGGAAGAGUUCUGAAGGUCAUACCAGGCAAGGACGAGCAUGUCAGAGUAGUUGACGUACGUACCUCAAAGGGCAUCAUUCGCAAACCUAUCCACAAACUAGCCAUUUUACCUAUUGAAAGUCCUUUCAAGGAGGCCGGGAUGUUGGGUAACAAUACAAAAUAA